CGAAGCAGUCAACUGGAGUCAAACCCCUUCCCCCAUUUCCUCUCCGUCCUCCUCUCGCCCCCCUCCGCGCCGCGCCACGCCACGCCAUGGAUCCCGCCGACGACGACGGCCAGCACCUCGAAGGUACGCACCCGCCCGCAGGCCGCUCAUCUUCACCCGCCCCGGACACAGACGACGGCGGCAGCGGGUGGGGGAGCGACAAGCCGCCGACGCGCGCGGAGGAGGGGCGCAUCGCCGGGAAGGCCACCAUGGAACCCUCGCCGUCGCCGGAGUCCGCCAUCUCCGACGACGGACGCCCCCAAGUCGUCCUCUCCUCUCCGCCGGGCCCAGAAGACGGCGGCAGCGACGAUCUGACGCGCGCCGUGUCCCAGCUGACGCUCGCGGAGGCGGGGCUCACCGCCGGGAAGGCCGGGUCCGCCCCCCGCGUCGUGGAUCCCUCGCCGCCAGCCUCCACCGUCUCCUCCCAUGCUCACCAAGAUGACGACGAUGUCGCCGGCGUGAACAAGCGGACGCACGCGAGGUUCCUCGUCACCCACGCCGAGGCCGGGCUCAUCAUCGGGGCGGGCGGGUCCGCCGUCGCCGCAGUCGAGGCCCGCUCCGGCGCCCGGGUCAGGCUCUCCCGCCACGACGAGCUCCUCCCCGGCACCGACUGCAGGGUUGUGCUCGUCUCCGGCCUCCUCAGCCAGGUCAUGGAUGCCAUGGAGCUACUGCUCGAGAGGCUCCUUCACCAGGGUGGCCCGGCGUCCGACUCCGAGGCCACGGUAGUGCUUGUGGUGCCUCAGCCCUGCUGCGGCACGCUGAUCGGCAAAGGAGGAUCUGUUAUCAAGUCAUUCACUGAAGCUUCGGAAACUGCAAUUCAGGUCUCACCACAGAACGUCUCCUAUGGCUUCAAUGACAGGCUGAUCACUAUCACAGGACCCUUGGACAAUCGAUUGCGAGCAGUGUUUCUGAUAAUAUUUGAGCUCCUAGAGGACAUUCGUUAUUCUUUUGUACAUGCAGCUGCUACGCCAGACACUCCAAUGAGAUCACCUGUUAACAAGGACGCCCAAGAAUCUCUCACUAUUGCUGUUGCUGAUGAGUAUAUGGGUGCUGUUAUUGGUCGUGGUGGAAGGAUUAUCAAUGAGAUCAGCAAGGUUAGCGGAGCAUGGAUCGACAUCUCAGGCAAGGGGGAGUUCAUACCCGGGACUCGCGACAGGGAGGUGACUAUGAGCGGCACGUCAGAGGCGAUCCGCGCAGCCGAGGCGAUGAUCAUGCACCACGUCUCCGUGGCCAGCGGCGAGGGCGGCAACUUCACGUGGCGGAGGGUGGAGGGCAGAAGCGGCAAGGGUCUGCUUACCAGGCUGGAUGAGGAGGAGGAUGCAGUCGUGCAGAUGCAUCUGCUGAACUUGGGUGACGAGAGUGUGACACAGUAGGUAGUAGAUCGGACAGAGUAGACAGACAAGACAAACACAUCACAGGAAGGUAUGGAACCAGUAGAGUUUUGCGUCUCUGGUAGAGUGUCGAUUAAUCAAAUCAAUCGCUAGUUCAAUGGAUUAUUAGUCAGGUAAAUGGAUGGGAUCACUGAUGAUGGGAUGGCUAGGUUCUGCUGGUCAAUGCUGUUUGACCAAUUUUGCUUGUUAACGUUGGUCACAUUGGGAUCUUGGUGUUUGAAACAAUUUUAUCUCCCUUGACUUGA
Molecule: messenger RNA, 1675 nt
Organism: Triticum dicoccoides
Lineage: Eukaryota; Viridiplantae; Streptophyta; Magnoliopsida; Poales; Poaceae
Product: protein BTR1-like
Exons: 8
Coding region: 87-1412 (441 amino acids)
Molecular function (GO): RNA binding
Source: RefSeq, a predicted model, not a curated record